GCGGAGCGCUCGGCGGGCACCAGCCAUGGGGUGUAGUGAGGUGAGGGCAUUGCUCUGGAGAGUCGGCCUCUUCCUCCCCCUGCUGACAGCGCGCCCCGCCGCCGCCGGGCACGUCGCCAGCAACCACGUUGUGUUACUUGAUACUACAACUGCCCUCGGAGAACUAGGAUGGAAAACAUUUCCCUUAAAUGGGUGGGAUGCCAUAACUGAAAUGGAUGAACACAACCGUCCCAUUCACACUUACCAGGUGUGCAAUGUGAUGGAGCCCAACCAGAACAACUGGCUGCAAACCAACUGGGUCUCCCGCGACGCCGCGCAGAAAAUCUACGUGGAGAUGAAGUUCACCCUGAGGGACUGCAACAGCAUUCCCUGGGUGCUGGGGACCUGCAAGGAAACGUUCAAUCUCUACUACAUGGAGUCAGAUGAGCCUCACGGAGUAAAAUUCAAACCAAACCAGUACACUAAAAUUGAUACCAUAGCUGCUGAUGAGAGCUUUACCCAGAUGGACUUGGGCGACCGCAUCCUCAAGCUCAACACCGAAGUUCGUGAAGUUGGGCCGAUCAACAAGAAGGGAUUUUACCUUGCUUUUCAGGACAUUGGAGCAUGCAUUGCUUUGGUGUCAGUCCGUGUGUAUUACAAGAAGUGCCCUUUCACGGUCCGUAAUUUGGCCAUGUUUCCUGACACCAUUCCACGGGUGGAUUCUUCCUCGCUGGUGGAAGUACGGGGCUCCUGCGUGAAGAGCGCGGAGGAACGGGACACCCCAAAGUUGUAUUGUGGGGCAGAUGGGGAUUGGCUGGUGCCUCUGGGACGAUGCAUCUGCAGUGUGGGGUAUGAAGAACUGGAUGGUUCCUGCCAUGCUUGCAGGCCUGGAUUCUAUAAAGCAUUUGCUGGAAAUGUGAAGUGCUCCAAGUGCCCUCCACACAGUUUGACUCAUAUAGAAGCAACUUCUGUCUGUCAGUGUGAGAAAGGUUAUUUCAGAGCUGAGAAGGACCCACCAACUAUGGCAUGUACCCGGCCACCUUCUGCUCCGAGGAAUGUGGUUUUCAACAUCAACGAAACAGCUCUGAUGCUGGAGUGGAGCCCCCCGAGCGACACUGGAGGAAGGAAGGAUCUCACCUACAGCGUCAUCUGCAAGAAGUGCGGGUCGGACGCCAGCCAGUGCGAGAUCUGCGGGGGAGGCAUCCGCUUCAUCCCCAGGCACACGGGGCUCAUCAACUCCUCCGUGACCGUGCUCGACUUCGUGUCGCACGUCAACUACACCUUCGAGAUAGAGGCCACCAACGGCGUCUCGGAGCUCAGCUUCUCCCCCAAGCAGUUCACAGCCAUCACGGUCACCACAGACCAAGAUGCACCCACCUUGAUAGGGAUGGUAAGGAAGGACUGGGCUUCCCAAAACAGCAUUGCCCUCUCCUGGCAAGAGCCGGACUUUCCCCAUGGAGCAGUUCUGGACUACGAGAUCAAGUACUAUGAGAAAGAGCAUGAGCAGCUCAGCUAUUCCUCCACAAGGUCCAAGGCUCCAAGUGUUAUCAUCACAGGUCUCAAGCCAGCCACCAAGUACAUAUUUCAUAUCAGAGUCAGGACGGCAGCAGGAUACAGCGGCUAUAGCCAGAAGUUUGAAUUUGAAACUGGAGAUGAAACUUCUGAUAUGGCUGCAGAGCAGGGACAGAUUCUUGUGAUUGCCACUGCUGCUGUUGGUGGAUUCACUCUCCUGGUCAUCCUCACUUUGUUCUUCCUCAUCACUGGCAGAUGCCAGUGGUACAUAAAGGCCAAAAUGAAAUCUGAGGAGAAAAGAAGGGCUCAUUUGCAAAAUGGACACUUACAUUUCCCAGGACUCAAAACAUACAUAGAUCCAGACACGUAUGAAGACCCAUCUCUUGCUGUCCAUGAGUUUGCCAAGGAGAUUGAUCCUUCAAGAAUUCGUAUUGAAAGAGUCAUUGGGGCAGGGGAGUUUGGAGAAGUGUGCAGUGGACGUCUGAAGACACCAGGAAAAAGAGAGAUCCCUGUUGCCAUUAAAACUCUGAAGGGUGGCUAUAUGGACAGGCAGAGGAGAGAUUUCCUGAGGGAGGCGAGUAUCAUGGGACAGUUUGAUCACCCAAAUAUCAUUCGCCUUGAAGGAGUUGUUACAAAGAGAUCCUUUCCGACCAUUGGUGUGAAGUCUCUUUCGAGAUUCCUGAGGGCGGGAUUUUUAAAUAGCAUCCUGGCCUCACAUCCAGUGGCAGGGGGUGGAUCUUUACCCCCCAGCAUUUCCUCUGGCAGACCAGUAAUGAUUGUAGUUGAAUACAUGGAGAACGGAUCCCUUGACUCCUUCCUGCGGAAGCACGAUGGGCACUUCACAGUGAUCCAGCUGGUUGGAAUGCUGCGGGGGAUUGCCUCUGGCAUGAAGUACCUGUCGGACAUGGGCUACGUGCACCGGGACCUGGCAGCGCGGAACAUCCUGGUCAACAGCAACCUCAUGUGCAAAGUCUCAGAUUUUGGCUUGUCACGGGUGCUGGAGGAUGACCCCGAAGCCGCCUACACCACAAGUGGUGGGAAGAUCCCCAUCAGGUGGACUGCUCCCGAAGCCAUCGCUUACCGCAAGUUCUCCUCAGCCAGCGAUGCGUGGAGCUACGGAAUUGUCAUGUGGGAGGUGAUGUCCUACGGAGAGAGGCCCUACUGGGAGAUGUCCAACCAGGAUGUUAUACUGUCCAUUGAAGAGGGCUACAGGCUUCCAGCUCCCAUGGGCUGCCCAGCUUCCCUUCACCAGCUCAUGCUUCACUGCUGGCAGAAGGAGAGGAACCACCGUCCCAAGUUCAGUGACAUUGUCAGCUUCCUGGACAAGCUGAUCCGCAACCCCAGCACCCUUCACACCCUAGUGGAGGAUGUACUUGUAAUGCCAGAUUCACCUGGUGAAGUUCCAGAAUAUCCUUUGUUUGUUUCAGUCAGUGACUGGCUGGAUUCCAUAAAAAUGGGUCAGUAUAAAAAUAACUUCAUGGCAGCAGGUUUCACAACUUUGGAUAUGGUUUCAAGAAUGAAUAUUGAUGACAUUAGAAGAAUUGGAGUUGCACUCAUUGGACACCAGAGACGAAUAGUCAGCAGUUUACAGACUUUGCGGUUACACAUGAUGCACAUACAAGAGAAAGGAUUUCAUGUAUGAAAGUAAUAGAACAACUGUGUUUUGUGCCUCAGCAUUUCUAAAAUGGAAAAAUAUUCUCAUUCUUCCCUCCUGCUCUUCCCAACUUCAAGAACUGCAGUCUCCAGUUCAGACUAUACAAGUACUUCUAUGUUAAUGCUUCCAAACCGGAAUUUUUAAUCACACUGCACAGCUCCUUCGCCAGUUCUCUGCCAAUAAAAUCCUGGCCUACUGCAAGACUCUUGCUACACAUUGAUGAAUUACUCAGCAUGGAUGUGUAACUUUGUAUAACAGUAUUUGGGAAACUUUCAUAGACUGACUUGAAAGCAGUAAUCUAUUUGGCCUGGUGUGGCUUCUUUAUCGAUGUAUUUAGA
Molecule: messenger RNA, 3483 nt
Organism: Poecile atricapillus (Black-capped chickadee)
Lineage: Eukaryota; Metazoa; Chordata; Aves; Passeriformes; Paridae
Gene: EPHA6
Product: EPH receptor A6
Exons: 18
Coding region: 26-3133 (1035 amino acids)
Biological process (GO): protein phosphorylation; axon guidance; cell surface receptor protein tyrosine kinase signaling pathway
Cellular component (GO): plasma membrane; neuron projection
Molecular function (GO): transmembrane-ephrin receptor activity; ATP binding; protein binding
Source: RefSeq, a predicted model, not a curated record